Molecule: messenger RNA, 1914 nt
Organism: Wasmannia auropunctata (little fire ant)
Lineage: Eukaryota; Metazoa; Arthropoda; Insecta; Hymenoptera; Formicidae
Gene: cib
Exons: 8
Coding region: 1347-1823 (158 amino acids)
Biological process (GO): actin filament organization
Cellular component (GO): cytosol
Molecular function (GO): actin monomer binding
Source: RefSeq, a predicted model, not a curated record
GUAGUGUGUACUUAGUGCAACUUGAUGCUGUUAGGUUAUGCGUCCUUUCAAAUGACUCGCGUCUCUCGUUAACGUUGUCGAAGCUUUCAGUUCGAGUCAGUUUUGAUAAAGAAGAUUGAGAAGCGUCUUUCGUAGAAAUCGAGAAUCCAGUCGAGCUGAGGAAUUUCAAUGUUUCAGCUUGGGAGACCUAAGAGCUCCUCUGAUCUUUCGAUUCGCUCGCAAGUCGGGAACCGUCCUAAUCGUGCUCUGAGGCACUCAAUAUCGGGGACGUCCCACGAUUCACGGAUGGCAUUUAUAUAGCACGGCCUCGUGCCUGCAUGCGUCCCUGGCAUGUACGCGCCACCGCUCGAUACGCGCGUCCAGGGUUCGUUAGCCGUCACGGUCGCACGGAAGAGUACCGGAGAGAAAGAGAGAGAGAGAGAAAGAAAAGGGGGAGAGAAAAAGAAUCGCGGUUGCUCCGACGGCGGUCGCCGUCGUUCGGCUGUGCGCAUUAAUGGGAAUGCACGACCUAGAGCCAUACUUUCCUCGUUUGAAAAUGAAGUACUAGAAAUCGCGCCGCGGGCACUCUUACUACACACUUGCGUAUGAAAUAUCAGCCUGGACGCCUAAUCUAUUUCGAUGACUCUACCGGUCGGUUUCUGCUGGCGCAUCUCGACUGCAUCGGCAACCUAGUUUCCUCGUUAACUUCUCGCGGAGGCUCGCUUUUCACCUCCUCGUGUAGUCCACUCGAGAGAAGAUUGAAGUCAGGAUUUAUCCAAGUUCCACUGUGCGAGCGUCGUCUCGCGUCGACUCGCCUCGUUAAAUUCCACCGUUUGCAGUUUGCAUAAUAACCAAUAAGAAGCUUAUCCCGUCUGGCUGUUUGCCACGGCUCGGCAAGGAUCUACGGAUGUUCAAUUAAAUGGAACUAACGGUCGUCUUACGAUGCUCGUCGACCUUAAAGCGUUCAUAAUUUUCUUCCCGAUCUCAAGUGCGACGAGCUCGAGCGAUACUCGUAAUCAAAAUAAAUCAAUUAGUAACGUGUAAUAAAGCUUCUACCUUUUAUCAAAGUUAGUGACUCUAUUUUUCGCGGCAUGUCUACAUGGCCCGGCGAUAGAUGCGCGAAACAUGCUAUUGUCAUAAUCCGCAGCGUAAGAAGAGAACUACGUUUUAUCUGGCCGUACUCCGCCGUCGUGGUUGCGGACAAUCGAGAUCACGUCCUCGUCUCUUACCGUUACGUGCAGCCAAGCACACGAGUCUUGUGUGCUUGUGUGCGCACACAUACCAGUACUUCAUACGCCCACACAGGCAUAUACGAAAAGAAUGAAAAAAAGAAAAAGAAAAUUUAGCAAAGCGGAUACGUAAGGGAUAUGUGCAUAUACGACCGGCUACCAUAUAAGGACCUAUACACAGCCUUGUCGAUGCUGACCCACCGUUUGAACGUAUCUCUCGAAAGCCUCUCUCGCGAUCCCAGGAACGUAUCGUCCCGGACCCAAAACUCGAGACAAGCGCGACCCACGAGACCGUCAUUCGCUUUGCAAGAUCGUUUCGCCCAGAAUCGUCGUCCAAAAAAGCAUCGUGGAAAAAGGUCGUACAAAAUUGAUGACCUUGCACUGUUGUCGAUGAUGUUGCACAAUCAUGCCGUGUGUACCGAUAAUGUGAUGCACAGGAAAUGUAAUCGUUACGCGUACAACGUAGACGUAAAAAGAAAAAAAAACGAUCGAUUUCGUCAUAAAUUGCAGAACAUAACAUCAUUAGAAAAAAAGCACGUAGGAGUUAAACACAGAUCGAUAUCGAUCACCCACAUUAAGAAGUACAAGGCUAAAUCAUGUCGAGUCCGUCGUUGAAGGACCUGCCUAAAGUAGCUCUAGACCUGAAAAGCGAAUUGGAAGGUUUCAAUCAUGGCUGCAUGAAGAAAGCCGCUACUGCCGAGAAGAA